GUGCUGCAGGACAGCUGAUCUAUUUCAAACAGGAAGUUGUUUACAGAUAACACUUGCAACUGUUCUGUCUGAUUUGUUGAACUGUCCAAAAGCAAAAGACAACAUCUUUUCAAAUUAAAAACUGUCAGAUUUCUGUAAACAGCAGCAUGAGGGUCAUCUGUGCAAUUUCCCUGAAGGCAGAGUGUGCUCUGCAGUCCCCAUUUUCUCAGCAAUCAUAAGGAGUCAGUGACCUGCAAGCACUCAUUAUGAAGAGAGAUCUGUUUUUUCUGGUGACUCUAAUUAGCCUUGCCUUCCUGUCACUGUUAAGAUCUGGAUAUCCUCAACAUAUUGCAGAAGAGUCCUGCUCUGUUCAGAUUCUUGUUCCAGGCCUCAAAGGGGAGGCUGGAGAAAAAGGGGAGAAAGGUGUUCCAGGGCGACCGGGGAGAGUUGGACCUCCAGGAGAAAAAGGAGAAAUGGGGGACAAAGGACAGAAGGGCAGUGUGGGUCGACAUGGAAAAAUUGGUCCCAUCGGUUCAAAAGGUGAAAAGGGAGAUAAUGGGGAUAUAGGGCCACCUGGUCCUAAUGGAGACCCAGGCAUCCCUUGUGAAUGCAGCCAGCUAAGGAAGGCUAUUGGGGAAAUGGAUAUCCAAGUGGCCCAGCUGACAACUGAAUUAAAAUUCAUAAAAAAUGCACUGCCCUCCCCCGCAGCUGUCGCUGGUGUGCGUGAGACAGAUAAUAAGAUAUACCUACUGGUGAAAGAAGAGAAAAGAUAUAUGGAUGCCCAGCUCCACUGCCAUGGAAGAGGAGGAACACUGACCAUGCCCAAGGAUGAGAAUACCAAUAGUCUGAUUGCUUCUUACAUCAAUCAAGCUGGGCUCACCAGAGUUUUCAUUGGGAUCAACGACCUGGAAAAAGAGGGCAAUUUUGUGUAUUCUGAUCGAUCACCCAUGCAGACCUUCAACAAAUGGUGCAGCGGGGAACCCAAUAAUGCCUAUGAUGAGGAGGACUGUGUGGAAAUGGUGGCCUCUGGUGGAUGGAAUGAUGUUGCCUGUCACAUUACAAUGUAUUUUGUUUGUGAAUUUGACAAAGAAAAUGUGUGAGGCUGUCUGCUCCACCCUCCUCCCCCGUUUGAAGCAGAUUGUACAACUUACCCCUUGUUUAUAAAGUACUAGUUAUAUUUUACAAGUAUAUAACAUCAGUGUUGUACAGCUGUAAAUAUAAUUAGGUAUUUCAAAUAUCAGUAUUUACCCUUCAGAAGGGAAGAGCAGAGUUAAAUAAGACAUAGUUUGUCUUGCCCUAAGAAAAUAUGUAUCUAGAUGAGGUCCAUAUUCUGCCCUCACUGCAAUUAAUGAAUGAGGUUGCAUGACAGCAAUGGAGGGCAGAAUUUGGCUCUUUGAUAUUAUAAUAUUGUUUCUGAAGACGUAGAUUCUUGAUAUUGUUUUAUCUUAACAUUUUUAAUUGUUAAUGUUAAUUGCUCAUACUGGUUUACAAAGAUGGCAUUUCUGGCUAUUUCAAGCCAUAAGGAAAAGUUUUUGUAUACUCUAGCUACUUAAUACAACUAUUGCAAUAGGGUUCUGAAUGGGCAGGCUUUGUACCUGUUUCUGUGACACAUACACAAGCCAACCAACCCAUUAGUUCUACCAUUUUUGUAACAUCUUUUUAUUAAACUAUUUGCAAAUAACAACACAGAGACACACUUCAGGGAGCAAACUCAUUUACACUGCCUUGGGGAGUCUAAAUGGCUCAUAAUUCAGUACUAGACGGGGAUAAGCCAACUUUGUGUUUCUUCAGAAAAUGCAAUGCCAGGUUCUGUUUGUUUUACACGUUUAACUGAGGGUGGGACUGUACAUAAACUAUUUAAGUGAUAAAAGAAUUUGCCAAAGGAAGCCAGUACUCUAAAGUUGUAUUUGAGCCCUGCUGGAACACUCUUGGAUGGCAUUCCAGCACUUUUUUGGGGAGCUGAAAUGGCAUUUUAUGGCCCUUCAGAUACUUGCAUUCUGGCACUUCUCAAGUGCAGCACUCACUAGUCUAUUUCUGCUUAAGAUAUUCAUGAUUGAUAUUUUUGGUUACAAAACCCAAGGAGGGCUUCCUGAGUACAUCAUUAGUCUCACAAAAUCUUUGUUGUCCAACAGUUCCUUUCACUAGGACAAAUGCUGAAAUCUUCACUUAGCUUUCACUCUGUCCUUAACUUGAUGUUAGAGGAAGAUUGGCCUUAGUAAGGACUCCAAAAAGGGCCAAAUUCUCUGCAGGCAUAAAUGAGCACAGCUCCAUUGACUUCAAUGGAUUUCAUUCAUUUGUCCCAGCAGAGAAUUUAUCUCUGAGUAAGGACUUCAGGAACUGGUCCUUUAUUUUGUUCUUGUGAUUACUACUCUUCAUGGCUAUAUCUUCUCUUAAAUAAAAUCUUAUUUAUUUAAAAAAAAUGUUCAGUACACCUGUAGGGAUAUAGUUCCAAAGGAAUGCAGUAAGUCAUUUUGCCCCACUUAUUUGUGUAUCCAAUUCACAACUGCAUGUGACUGAAAAACAUGGUAUAUUUUUGAAGGGUAUAACUGGACAAAAAGAGUUAUGAAUAUUGGAUAUUUGUAGUGGCCUGUUGCAAUUCCUCUCAUCUUUUAGUCAACUGCUCUACAUAUGAAGGUCACUGGGAAACCUCUGUCUAUUGUGUUUUUCAGACAGUGUGGGUAUACAAUGUUUUAAAUAUAUUUUAAGGGUAAACAACACUAAAUAUGAAACAAUCCCAAAGCAUGUAUGAUCAAUCUGGAAGAAAUAUCUAGAAGAAACUCAAAACAGGCUUGGCGUGUGAUUUCAGAUAGCCUCCACAUAUUAGGCAAGACCAGAUUAAUAAACUACUGUACAGUGCUACAGUUAAUGGAAGAUUACUGACCAUAGGACUUUUGCUCAGUUCCUCAAAGCAUGACAACAUUUGAAAUAACAUGUUAAUUUUAUUCUCAAGGAAAUAAACAAUUUCAU
Mauremys reevesii (Reeves's turtle) is the source of this 2946-nucleotide messenger RNA. It is a transcript of the gene COLEC11, whose product is annotated as collectin subfamily member 11. The coding region runs from base 246 to 1079 and encodes 277 amino acids. The transcript is spliced from 7 exons. The record is from RefSeq and is a predicted model, not a curated record. Lineage: Eukaryota; Metazoa; Chordata; Testudines; Geoemydidae.